Messenger RNA from Periophthalmus magnuspinnatus, 9318 nucleotides. RefSeq names its product argonaute RISC component 4 (gene ago4). Gene Ontology annotation, molecular function: RNA binding; protein binding. Bases 181 to 2838 code for a protein of 885 amino acids. The transcript has 19 exons. The record is from RefSeq and is a predicted model, not a curated record. NCBI's taxonomy places the organism in Eukaryota, Metazoa, Chordata, Actinopteri, Gobiiformes, Gobiidae.
CGGCAGCGGCAGAAGCACAGUUCAGUUCAGCGCAGGCGGCAGCAAGCGGCAGGCUCCCUCGCGUUUACCUUUAUUUCGUUUUCUAAAUAGUCCCUUUUCAGCUUCGCGAUACCGCCCCCAAUUUCAGCGUCGGUACGGAGCCGUCAGGCCGGGACAGAGACGGAGAGAGAGGCCUCGGCCAUGGAAGCCCUCGGACCUGGGCCGCCCGCCCCGACCUCUCUGUUCCAGCCUCCUCGACGUCCCGGCCUGGGCACGGUGGGAAAACCCAUCCGGCUCCUUGCAAACCACUUCCAGGUCCAGAUCCCAAAGAUCGACGUGUACCACUAUGACAUUGACAUCAAACCUGAGAAGCGCCCGAGGAGGGUCAACAGGGAGGUGGUGGACACGAUGGUGCGUCAUUUUAAGAUGCAGAUCUUUGGGGAUCGACAGCCAGGAUACGACGGGAAGAGGAACAUGUACACAGCCCACCCUCUGCCCAUCGGACGAGACCGGGUCGACUUGGAGGUGACCCUUCCUGGAGAGGGAAAGGACCAGACGUUUAAAGUGUCCCUGCAGUGGGUGUCUGUAGUUUCGCUGCAGAUGCUGUUGGAAGCGCUGUCAGGUCAUUUGAACGAGGUCCCAGAGGAUUCGGUUCAGGCUCUGGAUGUGAUCACGCGGCACCUUCCUUCUAUGAGAUACACUCCUGUGGGCCGGUCAUUCUUCUCUCCCCCCGAAGGAUACUACCAUCCACUAGGGGGCGGAAGAGAGGUGUGGUUCGGCUUCCAUCAGUCCGUCCGUCCAGCAAUGUGGAAUAUGAUGCUCAACAUUGAUGUUUCAGCCACUGCGUUUUACAGAGCUCAGCCAGUCAUCGAGUUCAUGUGUGAAGUAUUGGACAUCCAGAACAUAAACGAACAGACCAAACCACUCACAGACUCCCAGCGUGUCAAGUUCACAAAAGAAAUCCGAGGUCUCAAAGUGGAGGUCACACACUGUGGUCAGAUGAAGAGGAAGUAUCGCGUUUGCAACGUAACACGACGCCCGGCCAGCCACCAAACAUUUCCUCUGCAGUUGGAGAACGGACAGGCCAUGGAGUGCACCGUCGCCCAGUAUUUUAAACAGAAAUACAAUCUGCAGCUCAAAUACCCACAUUUACCCUGUCUGCAAGUGGGACAGGAGCAGAAGCACACUUACCUCCCCCUAGAGGUCUGUAACAUAGUGGCAGGCCAGCGCUGUAUAAAGAAACUGACCGAUAACCAAACCUCAACAAUGAUCAAAGCCACCGCUCGAUCUGCCCCUGACCGGCAAGAGGAGAUCAGCCGACUGGUCAAAAGUAACAGUAUGGUUGGGGGCCCAGACCCGUACCUUAAAGAGUUUGGUAUUGUGGUCCAUAAUGACAUGACUGAGGUGACGGGCCGUGUCCUCCCCGCACCCAUGCUGCAGUAUGGGGGGAGGGUGAGUACUGACUCUGGGCGGGACUGUGGCAGGGGUCUAUGUCCACAGAACAAAACUGUAGCGACUCCAAACCAGGGCGUGUGGGACAUGAGGGGCAAACAGUUCUACGCUGGCAUCGAGAUCAAGGUGUGGGCUGUGGCCUGCUUUGCUCCUCAGAAACAGUGCAGAGAAGACCUGCUCAAGAGUUUCACAGACCAGCUACGUAAGAUCUCAAAGGAUGCUGGGAUGCCGAUUCAGGGCCAGCCUUGCUUCUGUAAAUACGCCCAGGGAGCAGACAGUGUGGAGCCAAUGUUCAAACACCUCAAGAUGUCGUACGUGGGUUUGCAGCUCAUAGUGGUCAUCCUGCCUGGAAAAACUCCUGUGUAUGCUGAGGUCAAGCGCGUCGGGGACACUCUGUUGGGGAUGGCCACUCAGUGCGUUCAAGUGAAAAACGUAGUGAAGACAUCUCCUCAGACUCUGUCUAACCUCUGCCUCAAAAUCAACGCCAAACUCGGAGGAAUCAACAAUGUGCUGGUCCCACAUCAGAGACCGUCAGUGUUCCAGCAGCCGGUGAUUUUCCUGGGUGCAGAUGUCACACACCCCCCUGCUGGUGAUGGGAAAAAACCUUCGAUUGCAGCUGUGGUUGGGAGCAUGGAUGGGCAUCCAAGUCGAUACUGUGCCACCGUCCGAGUCCAGACCUCCCGACAGGACAUGUCUGGGGUAAAUGCUCCCAGUGCGGAGCAGUUGUUUAGUCAGGAGGUGAUCCAGGACCUCACAAACAUGGUGCGAGAGCUCCUCAUCCAGUUUUACAAAUCCACUCGAUUCAAACCAACGAGGAUCAUUUACUACAGAGGAGGAGUGUCCGAGGGGCAGAUGAAACAGGUGGCGUGGCCAGAGCUGAUCGCCAUAAGAAAAGCAUGCAUCAGUUUGGAGGAGGACUAUCGGCCCGGGAUCACAUACAUCGUCGUUCAAAAGAGGCACCACACAAGACUAUUCUGCUCGGACAAGGCCGAGAGGGUUGGGAAAAGUGGAAAUGUCCCAGCGGGCACCACAGUGGACAGCACCAUCACACACCCGUCUGAGUUUGACUUCUAUCUGUGCAGUCACGCAGGCAUCCAGGGCACGAGUCGUCCCUCUCACUACCACGUGCUUUGGGACGAUAACUGUUUUACUGCAGACGAGCUUCAGCUCCUCACAUACCAGCUGUGCCACACAUACGUCCGCUGCACGCGCUCAGUGUCCAUCCCCGCGCCCGCCUACUAUGCCCGUCUCGUGGCAUUCAGGGCCCGUUACCACCUCGUCGACAAGGACCACGACAGUGCGGAGGGGAGCCAUGUUUCUGGACAGAGCAACGGUCGGGACCCUCAGGCCUUGGCCAAAGCUGUUCAGAUCCACUACGACACCCAACACACCAUGUACUUCGCCUGAUGCCCCCCCCUCCUCUCUCUCUGCCUCCCUCCCUCUUUCUAUGGACUCUUCUUUUACCUUUAUCUUUUCCUUCACUCCCUCCUUUUUUCAUUUUCUUUCAAUGUUUUUGCGGCUUUCGAACAAUCUCCAACCAGCGUUCUUAAAAUACGCCGCAGUUUUGUCCUAAACUUUUUGUCAAACCAGCAAUCAAAGCACUGCGAAGCCUGAAUCUACCCAUCUAUAUAUAUACAAGUAUACAUGGUUUCCAAUGCACAAAUCAACAACUUUUAUUUACAAUCGAGCCAUUUAACUAUAUUUUUUUCUAUUUGAAUGUCUGCACUCUUUAAGUUUUGUAAGUUUGAUUUUCAGCGGCUUCACAGCUCGCCCAAGCUAAAGCAGGACUUACUCUCACUUACCUCAAAUGCUCGUAAAUGGGCAGAAAUCUAACUAAGUUUUAUGGGGUUAUACGUUGGUUGGGUGGUAGCGGGCAGGGAUUUUAAAACAAUAUAUUUUUUUCCUUUUUAAUGGUGUUUUAACUUCAAUAUUGAAAAGCGAGGUGAACUUGGGUCUUCACGCCCGACAUGCUAGCUCCUUUACCCUACGUUAGCCUACGUUAGCCCACUUUAGCCCUCUUUGUCUUUGUGAGAUUGACAGUGUAACAUGUGCGUCGUUUAUCAUUGUAAAUAAUGCCUCAUAUAUCCACGUACUGCUGUAUCGAAUGGUUGGUAAAGUUGUUUUUCUUCAUGGCAGGCCACUGAAUUGUAAAAAAAAAAAAAAAUAUUUGAUUUUUGGAAGCGAUAGAACUGCUGUAAAUGACUUUUGCUUUUAUAAAUUCACACAUGCAAGUACAGUACAGAUAGCAUAUAUUCUAUGAAACAUAUGAGCUUUGGACUUGGUUGGCGUGGUUCGGUGUAGCAACUCGUUUUGCUAAUUUUGGUGAAUAUUUUGUAAAUUUGGGGGGAAAAGUAACUUGCAUUUUCAAAACUGUUGGAGAUGACCGGUGGAGCAGACCUACAAGACUGCUCCUGUCUGCCAAAUGUGUAACUUAAAUAUUUGCUAGUUGUCCCCAAAUAGUACAAAAUAUAUGACCUUUUUAUUUUUAAUUUUCCACCAAGUUAUAUUUGAUAUGAUUCUUUCUGGUUACAGUGUUAAACCUCAUUGGAGCAACGAAUACAACAGUGACAAUAAUUUGGUUUUCAACAAGAUUUCAUAUUGUAAAUUGGACAGCCAACGGUAUUAAAUUUCUAACAUUGAAAAAAUACGGUCCAAUCCAAAAUCGCUAAUUUUUAGAUUGUUGAUGGUAAAAUGGUACAUUAUCCGUUCGGUUAUAGUUUAAAGGCCUUAUAACACAUUCCACAUUAGGCAAAAUUUUUGUCAAUGCCGUUUUCACCAUUUCUAAUUCUCAUUAUUAUUACGGGAGUUAAUCUUAAACUGUAACUUUUAUGUUUUGUUAUAUUUGAGGUUACAAUCGCAAUCUAAAUUCGAGCUCCUUUCAUUUAAACACUGAAACAUAUCUUUUUGCUUGGUUGAAACUUUACCUUUCAAAAUACAUCGACAUUUUAAUCGCACAUGGGCACAAAACCUCACAUUUUCGUAGAACUUUUAAGAGCCACAAUGAAUUUGAAAAUGGCUUUUAAAAUGUAAACGAAUGUAUUUUGAAUUGAAGUAACGGGUCACGUUGUGUAGCUAUCAGUGGUCUGCAUUGGGACCUAUAGAAAUGCAUUAUGGUCUUAAAAAUAACCCGACUUUUUCUUGUAUAGAGUUUUGGGCUUAAAAUCUUUGGACCUUAAACGUUUAUUUUACACAGCUGGAUUUUUUCUGUUGUAGACUUUAAAUUAGCAGAUCAUUUUUGUUGUUGUUGCGAUAUCUGGUCAAUUCAUUGCACUGAACGCAAGAGGGCGCUAUUUAGACGGCAAACCAGAGGGCACUCACAAUCUGUAACUUUAUGCAUUUAUACUUAACCAAUCAAGAAAGCAGAUUUGUAAAGUUUUAAUAUAAUAAAAAGUUUUUGUGGUUUUAAAAUCCUGUUUAGAAAUAGUAGUUUACAUCGAUGUUGUGUUGUUGUCAAUGUUAUAAUAUUGUGAUGACAUUUUACAAAAAGCCAGUUGGUUUUUAACAAUUUAAAAUUUAAGUUUUUUGCGAAGUCGAAAAGUAGAGCGCUUUUCUUGGUUGUUGAAGUUAAAGGCCCAUAUUACACUGUUCUCUGAUCUGUUCUAAUGUUUCCUCAUCACAAACAGACCUGGAGUUGUGUUUUGUUUCAUUCACACAUGUUUAACACACAAACCUGCAUAUUUAGACUGAGUUCUUAUGUGAUAAUACAGGAAGUGCUCCACUGCGUUUUUAAACUCCAUACUUCUUCACUAGAAUCAUUUGGAAAUUCCUGAAGUGAAAAUUAUCCAAUCUCUACUGAACUAAAAGCAACUGUCAACUUGAAAACUACCACUUCAUGACAUCACAAAGUGGAACAGAGCAUUUUGAGGUUUGGAGAUGUAGACAGACUAAUAAUAAAAUGUUACUCAAACAUGUGAGAAUGAAACAAAACACAACUCUAGGUCUGUUUUUGAUGAGGUAACAGCAUUAGAACAUAGAUUAAAGCUCACAAGAGUCAGUUUUGUGUAAUAUAGGACCUUUAAAGGUGCACUCUGUAACUUUUCCGAAGAGAGGGUCCUCCACCUGCUCGUCUCCUUAGAAAUUCUGGUUCGCCCACAAUGUUCCACUCUAGGGCUUUAAUCAAUGUAGUAAUGACACCUGGCCAAGUUACAGGUCAGAUCUGUGUAAAUAAGAAUGCAUGUUUUUCAAGAUAGAGUAAUUAAAAUGGCUCUGAUUGUGUGUGAACACAUGCAGGAUAGAUGAGUUUAAUGCCAUACUGUGGAACAUUCAACAAGGACCCCUCCAUAGAGAUGAGCAGCUGGCGGAUUCCUCAUUAGAAAAAUUCCAUAGUGUAACUUUAAAGACUGAAAACAGCAUAGCACUCCAGUAGUCGGUAAGAGAAUGGGGACAAUCAGAAAAAGGGUUGAUUGGAGCAGUUUGAAAAUGAAUUUUUAGACUUUUUAAACGCGGUUUCUAUUGCUGUGUAUAAAUAUGACCUACAACCUUUGAAAGAUUUUAACACUGGGAGAGUCUGGGGUACGUGUGGAUACAUUUAACAGAUUAUUUCAAAAUUAAAAACUAAUGAAUAAUUCAAAUGAGAUCUUACAAAAAUGCCCAAAUCUGAAGCCGUGAACAUAAUUAUGUCCUUUUACCAGUUUAACUGUAGCUGUUAUGUAUAUUCUUUGUCACAAAUGUUCAUCUGAAACGACUUUUGUGUUAAUUGACAGACAAGCCUCUAACGUCCUGUAGAGCUCAUGGCUUUGUUUUGGGUUUUAAGCAUUUUUUAGCAUUAUGUUAAUUAUGAUUUUUGUCUUUUUUACAUCUAAGAGAAACGAGUAGCUUUUUCCUUUGUCCUUGGUCUAUUGGUUUUCCAUUAUUUGGACAUUACAUUCACUGAACCGUUCUGAGCGCGUGCACACAUGCAGAGCAGGUUAUGUAAAACACUUUCUCCUCAGUGAAUGUCCUGAAGAGAAAUAGUUGACAUUAUGCUAAAACUAUAUUUGAUAAUGAGUAUCUCUUUAGGUCAGAUUUUGCUGCUUGAACAUCUAUUGUUAUUUUGUAAAAACGCAAUAAAUGUUCACACGUCUCCCGUUCUUCCCCUUUGUCAAAAUCUGUCUUCACUUUCAAGUCUCUACUGUUUAACUGUAUUCAUAUCUUUCACACUGGACUAAAUGCAGAUGCACUGCCUCGUUUCGGACCCUAAACCUCGUCAAACUUGAUGUUUUUCUAGAUUUUUAAAAGCAGUUCAAAAUGGCCGCCGCCCACGCCUCAUCAGGGGAGCUUCGCCCGAAUAAAAAACUUCUUUGUAAUAAACCGCCCAUGAAAUUCUAGGUUUAGUAUGAACAGGUUUGGGCACUGUCCUGGUGGGGGCGUGAGCGUACGGCGGCUUUUUAACAUGAUUUUAUUUGGACAAAGAAGAAUUUGUAUUUUUUUUUUUUUUUUUUUUUUUUUUGUUUUUUAAAAGGGUCAAUCUGGCAACGCAUGCAAUAAGUGAAACUGUGCACUAGUUUGAACCGCUCGCCUCUUAAAGCGGUGGUUUGUUCUAAGCUUCAUUAAAAAGCCCUGUCCGCACUGAUGCAGUUUACGGUUAAAAAGUGGAUGUUUUUAGGUGUUUUGGCAACAUCUGGUGGUGAUAAAGCAUUUUGAAUCCAGGUUUAAUUAAAAUGACACUUGGAGCAUUAAAACUUGUUUAAGAUUGUAAAGGCAGUGUUAGGUCUGAUGUAUUGUAGCUAUGGUCACCUUUUAUAAGACCGCACAUCCAAACGUUAAAUCUGGAACAUUUUAAUCAGUGACUUUUAUAUGAUGACUAAUUACAGUUUCAGAGAUGUGCUAACAAGAUCUAUAAUUAUUUCAAUGCUAUAACAAUUUCAAAGUCUAAACAUUAGUGCAAAACUUGAGCCCUUCUUCAGUACGAGCGCUCAUUAUGUCCUCUCCAGGCAUCCUUACCAUCACACCGAUACUUUGCAGUGAUGUCACACUGGGGGUGUUCUGCAUGUAUGUUCAGCAGUUACCAUGGAGACACAAUGCACACAUUAAGUUUUAAGAUUAUCUGAAAACUCAAGAAAAAAUAUCCAAACUGUAUUUAAAGAGCAAUUUUCAGAUGCCUAUGAUCAAUGUUCAUGGUCCUGUUUAGGAGUUUGAUUUUACACAUAAAGGUGAGUGUGACUAACUGUAAAAACUGUUAGCUAAUGCUAGCUAGCCUGUGACUGUAAUGUUAUUUGAGAGGGACUUGUUUAACAGCACAAAUCAGCUCACCUGUUGUAGUUCAGAUAAGUCGGUUCUUUAUGGUCACAUUGUGUUAAAAUAAAACUCAGACUGAAGUCCAACUUGAGUGACAGAGCUUCAGACAGAGCAGUGCCUACAGUUAGCUUCACCCUCCCAUAGAAUAUUGAUGACAUCAGCUGCAAAGUAUCAAAAAAUGCAAUGCAAAAUGUAACUUGGAUCAGCAGAAAUGACUAAACCAAUAUGCCAUGUAUAUAAGAGAUGUGCUCCUUUUGUCCUGUCCAGGUACCUGUAGCAUCUUUAUUCAGUUCUAUACAACUUCAUGUGAUCGUUGACUUAUUUAGUGUCUGAUUUGUUUAAUUAAAUUGCCAAAUGAUGUUGAGAAGAGCUCUUAAAAAUGUAUAUCACCGUUUUCAUAAUUGGCUGGUACAGAAUGAAACAUGGGGGUAUUGCUAACAGACUAGUUUACGUGCUAAGAGACUGGAUUAAGUGACAUGGAUUAGUGUAGUGGCACAUUUUUAAAGUCAGAAUCAGUUUUCCAAAUGAUCAAAUUCUGAAAGUGAAACCUAAUCAUUUUUAACCUUGAGCUGCAUAAGUUUGGACAAGGCUCGUCUCAAAAAGCUACGACCUGUGUUCCAUUUUUGAAGCAAUAUCCCCUGUUUUUCAAAUGUUUUAAAAGAAGCUAUAAUUCUACUCAUUGUGAUCUGUUGUCAGUCUAUUCUCGCGAUUGUGUCUGUAUUUUUUAUUUGAAUAUGUUUUAUUUUUAUUUGCUUGUAUCAAUCAGUGGGACUGUGCAUUCUGGUGGUAGUUAUAGAGCCUUUUCAGUUCAUUGUAACAUAUUAUUGCUCGCAUGCAUGCCCAAGUAUCGUCAUUUUUGACCAAGGAUAAAAUCUAAAAAAAACAUUUUGAAAUCCAUAUUACGAGAAAAUUCAUGUUUUUUUAAAAGGUGGAGUUUUAAAUGUUUAUCAAUUUUAACGUUUUAGCAUUUAGCAAUAUCUGUCCAAGUAUUUUAACCAAUUGUCUGAAAUUUUGAAGGUACAAACAAACCAGCGUCUCAUUUUAUUCCCGGAAAUGUGAGUUUUCAUCUUUUGCGCUCGGUUCGUGUCAAAACGAGGUACUUUUCUUCACUUUCGAACCCGUUAAAGACCAAAAUCACCUUUCCGCCAUUUUGCUGGCGCUUAACGACCACUUUUGGCGGCCAUUUUAGGUCAGACGUUUGUACCUUCAACCAGCUAACUUCUAAAAUGGAGUUUACCUCUUUUUAACCUUUUUAAAAUCGUCCACAAAUCUCCCCAAACGGCAUGGCUUGUUUUUCAAACCCCCCUCACUUUGAUAAUAUUUGUGUAUUGUGAUUUCUUUUUCUUUUUUUUUCUUUUUGUUUCUUCUCGUUGGGUUAUUCUCUUUAGUGGUCUCUACGCUGUGUGUGCUUGUCUCAUAGCAAUAGUUUCACAGUGUCUGAAAGUGUAUCCAAUAUGACGCUUUCGGACUUUGUGAAUAGAGUGGAGUUCUUCCUGGAUGUUGGAAAAGGGGGAGGGGUUCAUAGUUUUGGCCCCUCCCCCUGCUGCAGAAGACCAUUCACGUGUUUAUUAUUGCUAUUCUGUGACAUGUUCAUAUAUUUUUUUUUUUUAGCCUGCAGGGAAUUCUUGUGUUAAUGUGCAAAGUAAUAAACUGGUAUUUUAUGCCCAUAAA